Molecule: messenger RNA, 6605 nt
Organism: Sitodiplosis mosellana (orange wheat blossom midge)
Lineage: Eukaryota; Metazoa; Arthropoda; Insecta; Diptera; Cecidomyiidae
Gene: Hyccin
Product: hyccin
Exons: 6
Coding region: 1141-2904 (587 amino acids)
Biological process (GO): protein localization to plasma membrane; phosphatidylinositol phosphate biosynthetic process
Cellular component (GO): plasma membrane
Source: RefSeq, a predicted model, not a curated record
AUGCAUUUGAGGUAAUUUUUGCGAGAUAGUCGAACCUCAGCAAAGAAAAAGUUUUGUUUGUGCGAAGAGGAAAAGUCACAUCGAAGCAACCACUCGCUUGUUAUUGCUGCUCGUUCAGUAUUUGUUAUUUUUUUUUAUAAACAACUAAUAGAAAGUGUUCGCCAAACUUUAAAAGAAAAAAAAGUCAUACCCAAUCACAUGAAAUGUACCACUAGAAUGAGAUUUGUUUACAGUUUUGUGUUUGGGUUGGUUGUUUUCCCAUGUUUUAAUUAUACUUUUCGUAUGGUACCAUUUCCAGGCCGUCGAUUGUGAUGGUUUUAAAGCGAAGGGAAAGGAAGGUUCAAUUUCAAAGGACCACAAAAUUUUGCAUGAAACAACAUCUAUUUUUAGACUCGGUAUAUACAUCUCCCUCUCUAUGUGUGUACAUGAAAACGUUGUGUGUCAAAAGUGCGCUCCGGACCUCCGUCCGAUUUAGUUUUUAUUUUAUGUGUCAACACAUAAAUCAUCAUCAUCGAAUGGAACUGAUUAAGUUUUCACGUUUCAAAAAAAAAAAAAAAAAAAAAAAACAACCAACAACGUUGAAAAACUUGAUGGGGCCACAAUGAGUAGCUUCGAGAAGCGGUGCAUGUGUGUGAUUUUUAUCAUGUUCAAAGUGAAGGCACAGAGUACGAGUGAUAAAAUUGAGUGAUUAAAUAACGACGGUGCUGAAUUUGUAUUUUUGGAAUUGCCCCGUCUUACAACACACACGAAAUUUGAUUUCAACCGCGACAGUUCUUUUUAAUCGAUUUUUUUUUCUUUCGGCUCGUUCAAGUUUUUGCAAACAGACAAAUUGUGUUCCAAAAUGCCAAAAAAAAAAAUCACAAUCGCGUCGACAUUUCACAACGUGAUGGUGUUUGACAUGUAUCCGAUUUAUGCUUCGUUUGUGUCAAUAUUGGUCAUGACAUCAAGAAGUGAAUGAGAGAGACACACACACACACACACCGAAUGGUGAUGGUUGGUGUGAUGAAAACUAAAACGUGACUGGGAAUGAAAUUGCAAUAGACAAGUGAUGUAAAUAGAAGAAUUGGUGGAGUUUGUUUUGUUUCGUUGUUUUUUUUUCGGUGGUUCGAGUGAGAACGUGUGAAUGAGAAGUGAGACAGAAUGGCCGAAUCAAUAGUUAGCGAUUGGUUGGCCGAAUAUGAGGCGCUGGAACCGACGGAAAUCCAAUCAUUUAUUGCCGAACAAGAGAAUAACCAUGAGGUAUCGAGUGCAGUGUUUACAAUAAUCAACGAACGUCUCAAAUAUCCAGACGUCUUACAUUCAAUAUGCAAUCAACUAUUUAGCUAUUAUCGUUCAAAUGAAGCGAAAUUGAAAAGUUUUACGUUACAAUUUGUGCCGACAUUGAUUUAUACGUAUUUGAAUGCGGUGGCGCAGGGUGAUAAAAAGAGUUGUCGUAGCAUUGAAACACUGUUGCUGGGCAUUUACAAUAUUGAAGUGAGCACGGAUGAUGGCCAGCCAAAGGUGGUGUCAUUUCGUAUGCCCGUACUGGCCCAAGCGUCCAUUUAUCAUGAGGAAAAAUGUUUGAAUGCCUAUGAUUUGCGGCGUUGGGAAGAAAAUAGUAAUAAAGAUGUGAAUUGGGGCCCAUUGCCGCAGGUGGAAUCGGUUAAUGCACAAAAUCGCCUGAAAGUUAUGACAGCCGUUAUGUUUGUUUAUAAUCAACAAUUGAGUUCCAUACCAAAAUCAUCGUUAUACCAUUUAUGCCGGAUGGCCACACAGCUGGUGAAUCAAGGGUUUGCCAAGUAUGGCCAUGCACAUCGCGCAUCGUAUGGCAACGAUCCGAAUAGUGCGAUUGCAACGGUCACAAAACCAAUGACACGCAUACCAAUUUCGGCACAAUUCCUACUCGAACUGCUGCAUGCCACCUACUUUGCAAUGUUCAACGAAUUCGCAUCGAUUGCCAUUCAAACGGUCGAUGACAUUCAUAAUCGCGCCUGCUACGAGCUCUAUCCAGAAGUGAUAUUAGUUACGAAUGCCAUUAAAAAUUCACUACACGCCAAUGCAUCGGGUCAACCAAGCGACGGUCCAAUGGGUAUCAGUGUUGCAUUAACACCAUCAACACAUACGGUCACCGUGUCCAAAUCAAUGAUCACGAAUGCAUCAUUUAGAACAAAGAAAUUGCCAGACGAUAUUCCAAUUCAGGCGGGUGACGAGGGUGCUACUAGUAAUGUAAGUCAACUGAUCAGCAUAACAGAGGAAUCGGAAACUGGUGGCAGUAGCACAACCGAACCGUUGGGCAUGCGAAAUAAUUUGGUGCGAUCGAGCAAAGAAAUUCUGAAAACGCAUAAAGUCCCAUUCCCCGGAUUUAAAAAGAAGGACAAAGACAAGGAAAAAGACAAAAGUCAAGAUGGUGGCAGUGGAAUGGCCGGAUCAGUGGUUGGUAGUGCGGGUAGCGCAACGCAAACGAUUGGUGCAAAGGCGCAAUCGAAAAAUGGCAAUAUCUUUUCGGAUGGUAUCAAAGAUGCGGUAAUAAUCGCUGCCACAAAGCAAUUAACGAAAAAAGAUAAACGAGGUUCGAGUGCGGCCUUGCAAGUGGUCAGCAUUGAUGCCUCGGAUUCAACGUACCUGGAAAAAGCGAGUCCAUUGAUGCAAAUGAAACGAAAGAGCAGCAGUGUGGAUGUGACAUUGAAUGGGCCGACGAUAGAUUUGGUGCAAAUGUCAUCGUUUGCCAAUGGAAAUCCGGUCAUCAAUGAAGAGGGUAAACCAGAACGGUCACCGACCAGCGCAAACGGAGACUAUACAACGGUAGAAGCCAAUCUCACCGAUACCAAUUCCGAUUUGUCAUCCAUCAUCUCCGAACACAACAGCAGCAACAAACCGGCCACCGCAACCACCACCAACAACAACAUGCAAAUCAGUCAAGUAUAAGCACACAGACACAAACAUAUGCAAACACAAACACUCCCACACAUCAUCUCGCAUGCACGAGAUCCAUUUGAAGUAAAGGAGCAAUCAUUUUAUGAACAUUCUAUCUAAUGAAGAGGAGAAAAAAAAACAUUUAGAAAAUUCUGUUUGAAGAACAGAAAAAAAAACAAGUGAUAAAGCCAAACUGCUGCAGUCUAGUGACACGUGAAUCGAAGUGUGAAAUGUUUUGACACAUUGAAUUCUAAAAGAAGAAACAACAACAAAAACUAUUAAAACCUUUUCAGGAACUUAAAUUUAAUCGUAAUCCUUAGUAAUGUUACAAUGGCAUGGAUAAAAAGAAUACCUUAACAUUUAUCCCAUUUAUCGUUUUUCACAAAUGAUUUUUUUGCUUUUUUGUUAACUCUUUUUUUUAAAUAUAUUAUUAUAUAUGUUACACAUACUCUCUGUUAAAUAAUUUGGGGUUUUCUAUUCAUCUAGUUUAUUCAUUAGUAUUUGUUAUUCACUGCAACCUUUUGUUCACAAACCCUUUGUAAAUGCAACACAUUGUACAAUGUGGAAUGGAAAAUAACGUUCAGUUCGGGAUUUUUGUUUCCUCUUGUUUGGCAAUUUUUUUUAUUUUCUUCGUUAAAUGGGAUUUUGAUCUCGAUUUUUUCUUCAUCUGCCUUUUCAUUUGCUUCGUAUUCUUGAUUUUUCCCCGUUAUUUGCAUCAUUCCUUCUUCUUCUUCCCUUCAUUGCGUCAAUUUUUUUCUUCAUUGAAUCCACUUUUUCUUGAUUCAAUCUUUUUCAUUCGAAUUUUUCUCCGAUUCAAUUCUGUUCAUUCAAAUUUUUGGCGGUUAAUUUUUCUAUUCGAAUUUUUUGCCCAUUUCAAUUUUCUUCAUUCAAUCACUUGGCUAUUAUCGGAAUAUUUUAAUGCAAAAAUCAGCAUAUUUAAUUUUUGUUGUUCAAUUUCUUGAGUUUUUUUCUUAAGUAGUUUCAUUUUCUUGUUGAUUUUCGUGCUGCACAUGUACAUCGUGCAACCAAUUUCCUGAUUUUUCCAUCGAUUCGAUUUUUUUUUUCAAUUUCUUUUGGCUGUCUAAGAGAGCCUUUUAUCAAAAGAAAGCUUACACAGAAUGGUUGAGAUUUUUGGUGCAAUGGAUUUUUUUUCUUCAUAAAAAUAAUCCAAAAUUAAGAUAUCCAAAACCGAAUUUAUUUUCUUCCAUACAAAUUUUGUCAGAAAAAAUGAAUUUUGUUUUAGAUAACUUAAUUUUGGAUAAUUUUUCCGAAAAAAAUCCAUUGUACCAAAAAUCUGUAUUUUGAAUAUGUAUUUUGAAGAGGAAGAAGAAACAACAUUUCUGGAGAAAAAUAUUUUUUUUCUCGUUAAAAAAAAUCUUAAAGGUCGAAUCUGUUUAUUUGUGAAAAAUCUACCGUAAAAUGUGCAUCAAAUAAUUUAAUUUUAUGUUGAUCGACUAAAUGUAAUCCAUGUAAUUAAAAGGAUUUUUUUUUUUUGAUUAAAUAAAUUGAAAAUUACGGAAAAAAGUCAUUUGAAUUGUUAAAGCAAGGAGAAAAGAAAAAUAUUUUAAAUUCGAUGCAUACAAUUAUAAACUGCUUGAAAAACGUCUUUUGAAUUAAUUACCUAAAUUCUUUGAUAGUAAUUGAAAUUUUUGAUAAUUUGAGAGAAUUGAUGAUCGGUUGGUUUGAGUAAAAAGUCAAUUUUGUGCGAAAAUUGUGAAUCAAUACGAAUACAUGUACUUGAACACUUGGACAUUUGAUUUUUCCCUAGUCAAGAAUUUAUCGACGCAAGAUUUUUUUUUUACGUUGAUUUGUUCUUGGUUGGAUUUUUUUAAUUUUGACAUUGAAAAAAAUGCGGUAGGAUUUAUGGGCCAAAUGAUAUUGACGUGUGCAAAGAAAAAAAAACACUAAAGGGAAAUGGACGAAGUGAACGGAAGCAGCGGAAGCACAAAACGAAUUUGUUGGUGCGAUAAAAAGAGAGAAAACAAAUGGAUUUCAGUUCAAAUAGCAAUAAAAAUGACAGAAGAGAAGGAGAAAAUGAGAAAAUUAUGUUUGCAUAAUUUUAAAUGCUUCCAUUUUGAAUUUUAAUUGUAUCAUAAAUUUACUGUCGCAAAAGUGAAUAUAAGCAAAACAAGGGAAUAUGUUCUAAGUCCAACUGAAACCCAGGAAGAAUUAAAACACACACAACAUACAAAUUGUAUACUAUUUUGCGCAUAAUCCGAUAUUAUUAUCAUUUUGUUUCACCAUUUUCUUUUUCGUUUUUUCGCUUCAUAUACAUUUUACCGGGUGAUAUUAAAAUCCAACAAUAUGUUUAAUCGAAUGAUAUUCAAUGCUUUGGCGAGAUUUACAACUUCUUUUUGCAAUCAAUAGCACCAAAAACAAUUUAGUCAACAGUGACUCACUUUGAAUCAAAAACAAUAGGUAAAACCAUUGAGCCAAUACCUUUCCAUCAAUUAACGAACAGAACCCGAUGCAGAUUUUCCAUAUGAAAUGAUCGAAUUUGACGGUUGGAUUACGUUUUUUUUAUGUACACUGAAGACGUGACCUGUUCUAAGACUCGUCUUAAGACACUUUUUUCCAGACAAUCAAACCAUUUUGUUGAUGACCUAAAUUUUGUUUCGUCAUUUAAAAAACGAACAUCGUUUCUUUUUAAAACCGGACUGUUUGAAACAGACACAUUUUCACCCGAGUCGGUUUCAUCUGGCAAAUGACCUCUGUCUGAGCCUCGAGCCAAGUCAAUUCAAAGCGAUAAAAUUAACUUGAUUUUUCGGAAUUAAUGAAAGUUCGGAUUUUUCACGAACAAAAAGGUCAACGAAAGACCUUUCGAGGCUGGAGUUUUUCAGGUCGAAAAUUCGAUCAUCACCGGAAUUCCACGGGUUCUUUUAUCGUGCGCGACAAAAUUGAAUGUCAUCGCUUAUAAAUUGAGUGAACUAAUUUUUCUAUGGCGUUUUUUUUUUUUUAAUUUUUAAUUUUUUUUCGUUUUGGGUAGUGUUAACAACCAGUUAAAAGUCGAUUUGUAAGUAUUUAAGCAUAUUGAUAGAGUACAGGUGGCGUAUGUAAAAGGAAAUGCAUGCAAAAACUUGAUUGUUGUUUCAUUUUCCGUCUCUUUUUCGAGUGAUGUGAACUCUCUGUAAAUAUGAAUAUAAUUCAGAAUUUUGUUCGUUAUUAUGUUGAUAGCUGAAAGAAGAAAAGUGAAGAAUCAUAAAGAAAUAAAUAUUGAAAGAAAAUUAAAAAAAAUUUAAAGCUACUUUCGUUGGCUAAGGCAUUUAAUUUCGUCUCGCGGGACGAUAUUGUAAAUUUGAAGACAAACAAACAGAACCAAUAUGUAGGUAGCUCGAAAAGUUUCGACGAAUUCGGGCAAUCCAAAUGUGUGGACCUUUUUUUCCGUGAAAUUUGACGUUUUUUUAGCGUCAGUCUCCUCACAUAACAUUCGUUUUUUGGCUGACACCAAAAAUGGCCAUACGGUACAAUGAGAAAGAAAAAAAAAACAGACACACAUACAUUCUGAGAUUAUAUCAAGAAUCAGUCUUUGUUUGACGACAACAAAAUAUAUUCACAAAUUAUAUUACAAUAUGUACAAGACAAAAAACCAAUUUAUUGACAUUCAUUACAGUUUAUGCAAAAAAAAACACAAAACAAACAAAUAUAUAUUGAAUCAAAUGACAACUAUUGGCCGUUAAAUAAUAAAGAAGAACAAACAUUAUUUUGGUUUCAAA